AUGGAUGUGGAUGUUCAUGAUGAAGCCAGCCUUAAAAAUAAAGAUGAUGACCGACUUAGUUUUUCAUUAUCGGAAGAAGAAGCUGACGAUACGACAGAUUCAUUAGAUAUUAAACCACCUCAAGCUAUUUCACAUAGGAAACCAAGGCAUAAAAAAGAUAAAUUUUCAUAUAGAGAUUCCAAAAGAUCGCAUAGUCACAAAGAAAUAUCUCAUCGUAAAUCUCAUCAUCUUAGUAGUAGUGAAAAAAAAAAACAACAUAAAAGUAGCGAUAGAGGAUAUAGAGAUAGAGAAAGCUUGCAUUCUAAAGAAAAAGAUUAUAGAGAGAAACGACUUAGUCAUAGAGAAAGAAGGUCUCAAAGGGAAAGAAGUGAUCAUGAAUACCUCAGGGAAUCUAGAUUGACAAAAGAACAAUUUUACAGAGUUGAAAAUAAAUCUCAAGAUAAAAUAAAUACAGAAAAAAUUUCAAUUAGGGAAUUAUCAAUUGAGGAUCCGUUAAGGGCUGACCAAAUAUUACAAGAUUUACGUGGCAAACUUUUAGUUAAAAGAAACAUAAGGGAGGGAAAAGCAUUUAGUUCAGAUAAAUAUGAUGAACCUGAAAAAAAAGUGGCAAGAAAAGAGAGAGAAGAUGGUAGUCCGUUUAAUGAAACAGCUAAAGAAAAAGCUGAAAGGUUGGAGAAAGAGGGAAGAAAAGCUAAAUUAUUAGAAGCAGAAAGGGAAAUGGCUAAAAGAAAAGAGGUUUCUAGAAGAGAAUUAGAAGCUAGAAGAGAGAGGCAAAAUAUUGAAAAAGAAAAGGAUAGAAUGUUAAAAGAAAUUGUAAAAAAGCACCAAUUAGAUCAAAGAAAAGAUAAAAUUAUCCAUGAUAUUGUUGUUGUUUCUGAUAAUAGUGAAUCUGAAGAAUCCUAUGCUUCAACAAAUUCAACAACUUCAAUGAGGGAAAAUGAUGAAUAUGAAGAAUUUGAAGACGAUGAAGAUGUUGAAGAAGAAGAAGACAAUGAUGAAGAAGUAGAAGGUAGUGAAAAUGAAGAAUCUGAUGAAGAAGAUUUAGAUAGAAGUUUAGAAUCUGCGCCACCAUUGGAAAAGUCACCUUUACAAAGUGAUAUUGAAAUGGAAGAAGACAAGAAAAGUGAAAAUAGUGAUACUGGAAAAAAUAUAUCUGCAGAAGAUAGUGAAAAAGCAAAUAAUGCUGAAAAAAAAUCUAAUUAUGACUCACCGAAAAAAGACAGUCCAGAUGAAAGUGAAGAAGUAUUGCCGCCAUAUUUACCAGCUAUUCAAGGUUGCCGAUCAGUCGAAGAAUUUCAAUGCCUAAAUAGAAUAGAAGAAGGAACCUAUGGAGUCGUGUAUCGCGCCAAAGAUAAAAGAACUGGGGAAGUAAAAUGUUUAAUGCAGCAGUUACUUCGAGCAGUUGCGCAUCUACACGAUAAUUGGAUACUUCAUAGAGAUUUGAAAACUUCCAACUUGUUAUUAAGUCAUAAAGGAGUUCUUAAGGUUGGCGAUUUCGGUCUUGCUAGAGAAUAUGGCUCCCCAUUAAAAAUAUAUACUCCGAUUGUUGUAACACUUUGGUACCGAGCUCCUGAACUGCUUCUACAGUCUAAAGAGUAUACCACAGCAAUAGACAUGUGGUCUGUAGGGUGUAUUUUCGGAGAACUUCUUCAAAUGGAAGCACUCUUUUCCGGAAGGUCAGAUAUGGAUCAACUGAAUAAAAUUUUCAAAGAAUUAGGUACUCCAAACGAAAAAAUUUGGCCCGGAUACAAUAAACUUCCUGCAAUUCAAAAAGUUGCCUUUGCUGAAUAUCCUAUAAAUCAAAUACGGAAUAGAUUUGGGACUAUACUAAGUGAUUUGGGUAUCGACCUAAUUAACAGGUUUUUAACUUACGACCCAGUUCAAAGAAUAACUGCGGAAGAUGCUCUUAAACACAAUUAUUUUAAAGAAGCACCUCUUCCUAUAGACCCAGCAAUGUUUCCAACAUGGCCAGCUAAAAGCGAACAAGGACACAAAAAAGUUAACAAUAGUCCAAAGCCUCCUAGUGGCGGUAAAGAAUAUAAACAAUUGGAAGACACUGAUGAUGAUGUUUCUGCUGGAGGUUUCCACAUGGGAGUAAUCGAACGAAGAGUCAACACCAUAGGCCCUGGAUUUUCACUUAAAUUUUAA
Messenger RNA from Pediculus humanus corporis (human body louse), 2148 nucleotides. Its product is annotated as serine/threonine-protein kinase PITSLRE, putative. Gene Ontology annotation, molecular function: cyclin-dependent protein serine/threonine kinase activity; ATP binding. Gene Ontology annotation, cellular component: nucleus. Gene Ontology annotation, biological process: protein phosphorylation; regulation of mitotic cell cycle. Bases 1 to 2148 code for a protein of 715 amino acids. NCBI's taxonomy places the organism in Eukaryota, Metazoa, Arthropoda, Insecta, Psocodea, Pediculidae. The record is from RefSeq and is a predicted model, not a curated record. The transcript is spliced from 9 exons.